Zea mays is the source of this 3021-nucleotide messenger RNA. RefSeq lists its product as uncharacterized. Lineage: Eukaryota; Viridiplantae; Streptophyta; Magnoliopsida; Poales; Poaceae. Bases 2302 to 3021 code for a protein of 239 amino acids. The transcript has 3 exons. The record is from RefSeq and is a predicted model, not a curated record.
GCGCGAGCGAGCCGCACAGAGCGCAUGCGUUGGGGCGGGCGAGCAAGCAAGCACGCCAGAGUGGUUAAGGUGAUGGACCGUUGAGUCCAUCACCUAGGGUGAUAAAUAGAUCUACCAUAUAUAUAUAUAUAUAUUAUCAUUUAUUUGAAUAUAGACAUAAAAUUUAAGGGCUAGAACGUCUAUUAAUUUGGGAUAGAGUAUUUGCUAGUGUUCUCUAUUGUUUCUCUUGGCACAAUUGGAAACUUGAGCAAAACAAUUGGUUUUGGGAAUGGAUCAGGUGCAAACCAUGCAAGCCGUCAUGAUGAUUUUACAAAACAACCCUCCCACCGUGUAUCCGUUUUCAAAACGACCAUUCCAUUUCCCCUGUUACAUUUUUAAAUUUACCUUGCACCUUCACCAACAUGUUGGUUUGCAUCUGGUCCGUUCCUAUUGGUUUAAGGCUUUGUUUGACAUUAGAAUGGCUCGAGUUUAUUUUUUGUGUUAUUACUUUGAUUUUUGUUGAAGCACCAAUUUUCUUGGAACCAUAUUGUCAAAAUCUGAUAUUUUCAUGUACUCUUUGCUGUUCAACUUUUGAAGCUGUUCUUAAAAUAAUUUUAUUUUCGAGAUGGCUUUUCUUAUCGUCUUGCUUGAAAGGCUUUAGUUCUGCAACCCAUCGUUGAAGAUGAUGGCUGCUUGUACUUUCAUCUGAACUCAGCAACAUCAUUCAUGAAUAUGGGAGGAGUAUAUUUUUAGAAUUAUUGGGAAGACUUUGUUGUGACCCUCGUCUCACUUUCAGUCUCACCGCAUUCGGUCAUGCUCUCCAGAAUUGUUGCAGUUUAAGAAAUAGCUGUAUCUUGACCAUGUAAUAUGUGAGCCUAGGUGGAAAAUCAUUUUACCUAAUUGCAAUUCUUUAUUGUCAUGGGCUUGCUGUACAACGAAGACCGUGUGGGUCAUAUUCUAUUCUUGGUCACAACAUUCCGAUAUGAAAGGGCGGCAGUUGGAAUGCAUCUAAGGCCAACGGUGGCACUGUAUGCUUGGUGCACCGUCAGCUGAAUAGGACGGCCAUAAGCCAUCACAUCUUGAUGUUGGUUUUUGCCGUACGUUCCUUCUCCUCUAGCAAUUACCUCGCCGUCCACGUCUACGAUGCCACCCCUUUUGGGGUUCUCAACAAGCUGGCCUGGUGAUAAUCGAAAAGAUCUCACCUGCAGCACCGUUUAUUAAACUGUAAUGUCUUGAUACUGAUAUGCUAUUAAAUUAAGAAAAGAUGAAAGUCCUGAAUUAAUCAGAUAAACUAAUCAUGCUGCACUGACAAUAAGACAUAAGUUGAGGUUGCAACGUCCUAAACUUAUAGAUUAUGGUGCAUGCGCAGCACAGAUGAGAGAAACGAUCAUGUUGGCGCGCAUAUUUCUUUCACUGCAGCAAACUUGGCGCGUAUAUUUCUGCCAUAUGGAAAUGCGUAGUGCGUAGUUCCCUUUCCAUGCAGCAUGUACGCUUUGUCCGCGCUAAUUUCCGUGCACAUCUUUUAUGGGCCUUGUUUUAUGGGAUGAAGUCACGUACGUUGGUAAAACUACUUUCAAUAGUUUUAAGGGGCAAGAUGUAUGAUUUUGUAUGUGACUACGUGAGGGAUGAAGUAGCCAAAUGCCUAUUAUGUGUAGGGUUUUUUUUUGUAGAGAAAUAUGUUUUACACAGGGUUUUCCUCAUGAAACGGCUGCUUUCAAGGAUCGAGGAAUUGUUUACCACACCAAAUUACAUGUAGUUUUUUUUUUUCCAAAGUGAAUGGACGUGCGAGACGUGUAAUCUUCACCACUGAUUCUGUCUUGAAUUGAGACGCGGACAUUCUCUGUCUUCUGACCACCAAGGAAUGGUAUGUGCACGGAGAAAUUUGGAACCGAGCCAUUAUGAAACGUGGGAUUCGUUAGUUUGCCAUCAAGUGAGUGGGUUUCGACUGGAUACCAUUAUGAACAAUUACUUACCUGCUAUAAUGCCAUUUGGCCAUCUAACCAACACUAAAACAGGUUUUAAUCUAAUCACAGGAAACGAUCGGACAGGUUUGCCCUCGGCAUCAAAUGUACUUUCUCGUUCUUUCCAGGUCACACGUUUCUUUUCCUGUGACCGCGCACAAGGGAGAUAGAGAUUCUUCUCCCCGUCGAGCUCGAGCUCCCGGUGGCGCGCCGCCGAGCCCCUUUCCCACGCUCGCCCUGUCCGUUCCCCCCUCCACGCCUGCAGGACGCUUGCGUUGGCACUCUCUGGUCCUCGCGCCGCCUCCUGGAGUCGGUCAUCGUUCGGCUGCCGCCCAGAAGCUCUCCACCGCCGGCGUCGUCGAUGCCCUCCACCUCGGGCGCUCCUCCUGCAACAGCUGUUAUAGAAGAAAGGGAGAAAGAAGGUAGUUUUGAGAUGGAGUCCUUCUUAAUUGAUGAUUUCCAUGGCAUUGAUGAUGAGCCUUUAGCAAUUGUAGAAGCUCCUAUUCGACAUGAUCAGCAACUAGCUGCUAUUGAUUGGGACACACUACAUAUUUUUGAUAGUACAGAUGAAGAAGGAAGGAUAGAAAUAGUUGAUGAUAACCAAAUGUAUGUGCUAUUGGGGCUAAGAGAUGAGGAUGACGCUGCCGAGAAGGGUAGGGAAACUUCUGAACAGGCAGAUAGUGCACGUGCUGCUAGUGGCAAUGUCUCCUUUGUCGACAAUGACACUCUUGGUGCAGCCAUCCCUGUUAAUGAUGACAUACCAGGGGAAAGGGUGGUGGUGCAUGAUCCGGAUAAUCCUUGUAUGGAUAUUGGAACUGUGUACCCGAGCAUGCGUGAAUUUAGGUUGGCUAUGCGCCAGUUUGCUAUAAAUGAAGAGUUUGAGUUGCAAAUCGUGAAAACCGACCCGAGUCGAUUUAUUGGUGAUUGCAAAGGGGAGGAUUGCCCUUGGCAUAUCGUGGGUCGUAGGCAACCCGAUGGGAAGACUGUUAUGGUACUUAUUGUCCUUCGUUUAUGUAACGUUGUAAAUUGUCCUUCGUUUAUGUGGUUACUAAUUGUUUUUUUUUGGUUGUGUUGUAGGUGA